UUGUUAUACAAGAAGAGAACUCCAAAAAGGAGUAUGAAGUAGUUGGACGUUUUCCAUUAGUGGACCCUUGGUGGAGAGUUAAUGUUAAAGCUAAAAAAGUGGGGUCAAAAUACUUCAUGCAAGGAUAUCCAUCAUAUUUUCUACGGACUGAUCCAGAAGAAAACAACCGACAAGUCUUUUCACUCUUUCUUAAGGAAUGUCAUGUUCCUGAGGUUUUUAAACAAAAGUUCUUUACUUGGCUUCCUGAGAAUUCUAUGCUGAGUUUUAGAAGUCUUGAAGAAAAUCUAAAACGGUUCCAAGUUUCACACCUAAAGACAAAAGAGCAAAAAAGAGACACCAAGGAUUAUGACAUCUUCUACUAUGUUUUGAAAUCAUUUGCAGGAAGGGCGGUGUUGGUAGCUCUGACUUUUCCAAUGAUACUGGAGUUCUUGCCAAUUCUCCUGCCACGACACUUUUGCUCCCUGUUGGACACAGUGUGUUGGCAGGCAAAGACUGAAGACAACAGUGGUACAGAUGAUGAGGAAGUGCAUUUUCAAGACAACAUGCUAACAAAAUUGGAUGAGAUAUUAAAGAAUGAGCCAUGGAAACUCGGCUUCAGCAGGAUUACCUAUAAGGAACUGAACCUUUCUUACUGUGAGGCAACGUGGGCAGCCUUCUGUCAGUGUGAACAUCUCCUAUGGAAGAUUCCUGACUUGCAGAAGAAUGCAUUAAUUCUGUAUGAUCAACUCAAGAAACGGUGUAGAGAAAUGGGACAUACUUACGAAGAUCAAGAUGAAUUAGCUCAUUUUGUAUCUAAGGAUAUGUCCAUUGAGCAUGUUUGGCAAUCUCUUGAAUUUAUGAAAGAUCAGAACAUUGUGAUUAGGGAGAAAAAACUAGUGUUUCUGCCUCAUCUUUACAAAUCUGAAAAAGACAUUGCAAUGUGCAUAGGUGACCUUAUGUCAAAAUGCUCAUGGAAACUGGACGUUGAUGUGAGAAAGUUACUUAACACUUCUGAGGCAUCAAAAGAAAUGGUAGAUAAAAAAAUGGAUGUUAGCCAGGCUCAUGAAAUGGAACAUCUGAAGGAAGAUAGUCUGGACAAUCAUAAUGGUGAAAAUCACUUUCCCGAAAUGGAAGUGGGGUCUGUGUCUGGUACCCAAAGUAAAGCAGAAGUGGACUUAGAUCAGGUGACUGCUAUGGAAAAGAUUUGUUCUAAUCCUGUCACAAUCAUAAGUGGAAAAGGAGGCUGUGGGAAGAGCACAACAGUUAGCUGCCUUUUUCGUCACCUAAAGCAGGUAGAAAAAGAAGUGGAAGCUGCUUCUAAGGACUUUGAAGAAGACCUAGAGGCAUCUGAGGAAUGGAAUACUUUUGAUCAUCAUUUGGAGUCAGAGAAUAUAUACACACAAAAAAAUCUGAACGUAUUAUUUACAGCUCCUACAGGGAGGGCGGCGAGUCUUUUGCAUGAAAAAACAAAUCUGCCUGCAUAUACACUGCAUCAGAUCAUCUACAGUUUUAGGUCAUGGAGGCAGACUGAACAAGCACAGGCUUGGAAGUUUUCUAAUGUGACAGUUCUGAUUGUGGAUGAAGGAAGUUUGGUCUCUGUACAUGUUCUUAGUUUAGUUUUAAGACUCCUGUGUGAGCAUGCUCAGCUUGCUAAACUUAUUAUUUUAG
Molecule: messenger RNA, 1647 nt
Organism: Merops nubicus (carmine bee-eater)
Lineage: Eukaryota; Metazoa; Chordata; Aves; Coraciiformes; Meropidae
Product: DNA helicase B-like
Exons: 4
Source: RefSeq, a predicted model, not a curated record